UACACACACUGAUACAUCCCCCUCUCCUUCUCUCUCUCUUUCUGAAACUUGUUAACUGUUUUCAUGGAAGAAGAAGAAAAAGGUAAGCUAGUCCAUAAUCAGGCCGGGAGAAGAAAACUCUUAUUUUCUGAGUUAUUCAAAGGCGAUGAUUCCGGAAAACAUACAAAAUCAGGAUCAUCUAUCUCUACUGAUUUCUCUUCCUCAGGAUCAUCUAUCUCCGAUACCACUCCUAAUUGUUCCGUUCUCGGAUCUCAACUUAGUGAAGAAGAAGAUGAAUGCGAUACGGAUCUCAUUUCUGAACUCAAUCGCCAAAUGGCCGACUAUAUGCUUCAAGACGAAGAAGACGAAAUCCUGCUUCGAAACCCUAGUAUUCACAGUUUCGAAUCUAAUCAAUUCCGUAAUAUGAAUCACCGAUUGUUGUUGAAUAAGGAAACUCAUCAUGACUGGAGAAAUGAAGACGGAUCCAAGCCAUAUGGUGAUAGCAACCAGAGGAAGGAUCUUCUGCAAAACGGGUCGGGUAUGAGGUCACUAUUCGCAAGGGGAUCCGCCCCAAACAGUGCAUCUUUUGGGACAGGUGUAUUCUUGCCACGUGGAAUUACCCCUAGAAAAUCGUCUCAUCAUCGCAAUAAAAAGUCAGGGUGCUCCACAGUUCUUAUACCAGCAAGAGUGUUACAAGUUUUACAACAGCACCACUUUGCAAAUUCCAAUAUCAUACCCGAAAUAAUUCAUACCAAUGGUUUAAUGACUCAUUACCCUUUUCUAAUAGGUAACGCCACGGGAAUUGUGAUGAGUUUACAACAAAAACAACAACAAAAUCAGCAGCUUGGAGAACAACAUUUGGAGGUGUCUCUCCCCAAUGAAUGGAUCUAUUGAAACUCGGAUAUCAUCAAGCUUCAUGUGUAAAAUUAUAAUGUUCCCACUUCCCAAGAAGAUAUUUCGGUUUAGUUAUUUUUUUUAAUGAAAAAUAAGAAUAAAUACGGAAUGGGAGAGAUUGUUUAUUGUAAUAAUUUCCCCCGAUAAGAUGGGUAUGUAAAAAGAACGGGUGGGGUUGAGAAUAAAUGGAUGUAUGAAUGUUUGAUUUGCUUUGUAGUAGAAGCUAGCAAUUAAGUAGGGUUGUAUAAAUGGAUGUAGAAUGUUUGAUUUCUUUGUAGUAGAAGUUAGCAAUUAAGGAGGGUUGUAGAAUAGAUGCAUGUAUAGAUUUAUGUUAUUGAUUGCAAGUUUUAUUAAUUAAAUUUCUUUUCAUUUUAUGAAAUGUUUUAUUUUUAUUUUUAA
Molecule: messenger RNA, 1272 nt
Organism: Impatiens glandulifera
Lineage: Eukaryota; Viridiplantae; Streptophyta; Magnoliopsida; Ericales; Balsaminaceae
Exons: 3
Coding region: 64-873 (269 amino acids)
Source: RefSeq, a predicted model, not a curated record